AUUUAAGAUAACAGCAAUAAAUGGGAAAUUGUUGUAAUGGCGGAGGAUAAGUUACAGAUAAAAUUGUGUAGCUAGAUGUGAGUUAAAAUGUAUAAGCAAAGAAAUAAAACUCAGAUAUGAUAAAUGAAAAAGCUAUAUUAAAAAUAUAAGGUAUUAUAAAACAUAGUAAUUAAGCUCAUGGUAGAGGUUAUUUAACUAGAAAGAGAAUGAAAAAAAUAAAGAAAGAAGUGAAAUAUGAAAAUAAAGAAUCAUAACAUGAAUCAAGUAGAUCAAAGAACUAGAAUAAUAAUAAAAAUGGUUAGUAUAAGGAUACUGCUUAAGAACCUAAAGAAGAAAGCUAUAAAAAUUAGGUUGAUUUGAUUAAGGUUCAUGCUCCAAGUGAGAAAUAUAAAAAAUUAGAUAGAAUGCCAGAUUAUUUGACACCUAAAACUAAAAAAGUAUAAGAGAGUAUUGAGUUUUAGGUUUCUGAUAAAAUUGAGCCUUUUGUUUAUGAUUAAGAUAAAGAUGAAUUUAAAGAAUUACCGUUUUUAGAACCAUAUGAAUUGGAUGGAGGAAGUGUUUAUAAAGGAUAAUGGAAGAAUGGGUAAAUUUAAGAAAUAAAUAUAAUAAUAGGCUUCGACAUGGAAGAGGUACUCAAAUUUGGCAGGAUGGAUCAAUAUAUGAAGGAUAUUGGUACUAGAAUGUUGCUUGUGGGAAAGGAAGAUUGAUUCAUGCUGAUGGAGAUAAAUAUGAAGGAGAAUGGAAAAAUGAUAAAGCACAUGGAUAUGUAAGAAUGUAAAAUAAUAAUAUUAAGGGAAAAUACGUUCAUAUGGAUGGAGCAUAAUAUGUUGGUUAUUGGGAAGAUGAUAAAUAGAAUGGAAUCGGUAAAGAAAUAUGGCCAGAUGGUGCUAAUUAUGAAGGAUAAUAUAAAAAUGGAAAAAAACAUGGCAAAGGUACUUUUAAAUGGGCAGAUGGAUCAAUUUAUAUUGGAGAAUUUGAUUAGAAUAAUAUUCAAGGUUAAGGAGAAUAUUAAUGGGAAGAUGGAAGAAAGUAUGUUGGAGAAUGGAAGAAUAAUAAAAUGGAUGGAAAAGGAGUAAUCAUAUUUAUAGAAUUUAUCUAAGGUUUUCACUUGGCUUGAUGGUAGAAAAUAUGAAGGAGAAUAUAAAGAUGAUAAAAAGCAUGGUAAUGGAGAAUUUAAAUGGCCUGACGGAAGAGUAUAUAAUUUAUUACUUUAUUUAGAUGUAUAAAGGUUAGUGGGCUAAUGGAAAAUAACAUGGUAUUGGAUUUUAUAUUGGUUCAUCUAAAGUUGAAAAGGAAGGAGAAUGGUAAGACGGUAAAAGAAUUCGUUGGAUCAAGAAAGGGGAAUAACCAACUAAAGAAGAAGGAAAUUGAAAUUCUCUAAGUUUAUAAUAAAUUUUUAUUGUUCUAUCA
Messenger RNA from Paramecium sonneborni, 1410 nucleotides. The record is from the annotation of a GenBank genome assembly. Lineage: Eukaryota; Ciliophora; Oligohymenophorea; Peniculida; Parameciidae.